AUGGCGUGUAGGAGUACUCUUAAAUCAGUUCUAAUAGAUUUAAGUGGAACUUUACAUAUAGAAAAUGAAGUAACUCCGAAUGCUGUAGAAGCUUUAAAAAGAUUAAGAUCCACCAAUCUCAAAAUUAAAUUUGUUACCAAUACUACCAAAGAAUCUCGGAGAAUACUUCAUGAAAGACUAACUAAACUAGGCUUUGAAAUCAAACAAGAAGAAAUAUUUACUUCAUUAUGGGCAGCAAGGGACUUAGUGAAGAGUGAGUCUCUGAGGCCAUUAUAUUUUCUAGAAGAUGCUGCUAUGGAAGAUUUUGAAGGUUUGAAAUUUGAAGAUAAUCCGAAUGCUGUGGUCAUUGGUCUGGCACCAGAUAAAUUUAACUGGAAUAAUUUAACCACAGCUUUCAGGCUGCUUCUAGAUGGAGCUAAACUAAUUGCAAUUCAUGCUGCCCGGUAUUACAAAGCUCCAGAUGGACUAUCCCUCGGCCCAGGUCCAUUUGUGAAAGCAUUAGAAUAUGCAUCAGGAACGAAGGCAUCUAUUGUUGGCAAACCAUCAGCUAAUUUUUUCCGUGCCGCUCUUGAUGAAACAGAACCUACAGAAGCUGUAAUGAUUGGUGAUGAUGUCAAAGAUGAUGUUCAUGGUGCUCAAGCUCUCGGAAUAAAAGGAUACUUAGUUAAAACUGGUAAGUAUCGUGACAGUGAUGAGAAUAAAAUUGAUCCUGCUCCAUACAGAACAGUAAAUAAUUUUUCUGAGGCUGUAGAUGACAUAGUUUCUUCACUUAAAAAGGACAGCUAA
This is a messenger RNA of Nezara viridula (southern green stink bug), 786 nucleotides long. The record is from the annotation of a GenBank genome assembly. Lineage: Eukaryota; Metazoa; Arthropoda; Insecta; Hemiptera; Pentatomidae.